CUCUGAUUGUACAUCCAGAUUGUCAACUGGCCAUGUGUGUGUAGUGUGGGCAGCAAUACUGUGACCUGUUGUCUAUAGUAUUAUCAUAGGGACAUGUUUCUCCCUUACAGAAGUCUUACUAACAAGGAUAACAGUUGUACUAUCUGGACUAAUCGUGAUAUAUAUGUGAUCAGCUGUGUUUUCGCGUCGGAUAUCGCAAGAAGAAGUGUUUCACAAAUGGAUAUACGUCUCCAUGGCUAGAAUGAAUUGAUAUAUAUAUUUAUAAAUUUACUUAAUGCAUUCCAAAGUAUAUUUGUAACAAGAUACAUUACACGGAUAAAUACAUGUAACCUGUGUUUUGAAUUAUUUAUAUUUCACAAAAUAAAUCUUUUAAACCUUAUUGUAGAGAUAGCAUAAUACAAUGUUAGAUUGAAGUAGUUGUUGAAUAUGGUUAAAUAGUCCCAUGAUGGUUGUGAGAUGUGUCAAUAUACUCCCAGAGGUUACAGGUCAAGCCUCCAAGUACCUCUUAGGUCAGUAUUCAUAUAACACCCUCUCCUCUAUUUUUAUGAGUAUUUGAAGUAGUGUUUCUGGCAAUGUUGGGUUUGUGGAAUAGAUUUCAUUAAUAACAAGACUAAGGUUUUUCAAGGAUAUGCGCAAAGAAAUGCUUGUUCAUAAAAAGUGAAAUAUGUAUUUAUAGUUUGGUGAAAGGCAGAAUUACAGACAAGUGUUCAUACACUGGUGAAUUUUUUAUCAAAAUGUUUUGUUAAACUUCCAAUAACCAUAAUAUCUUUUCUGGAUUUGGAUGAAGUGUGAAAUGUUUUCAUUCAGUAAGUGAUUGAGCUUGAGCUAAACUUCAGUUUGAAUAGUGCACUAAUAAUAGCCAUCUGGUUAAUGAAAACAACUGUCUUGUCAAUGGAGCUAACGAUUCAUGUUCUACAAAGGUGUCGAAGAAGCUGUCCGUGGCUGUGAUUGUUUUGACCUGACAGUCGUCUAGCCGGUGCAAUGUUGUGGACAUGUCACUCAGGAUGUUAAGCUGAUGAUUGUUGGUGUGCAGUCAGGCUUGUAUCAGUAAAUUCAUCAACAAGCAGUCUGUGCCAAAUACUUUGAGUCUACUGUCCCUAAACUUGGUCCUCAGAAUAAUCUUUCAUAGAUUUUAGUGUUCUCAUAUGGUCUGUUAAUACCUGAGCUUACAAGACUGAUAUGAAUUUUACUAGACACGGGCUUCAGACAUGGCUAAAGUCGCAGGCUGAAAAAGAAAUAACACAUCUUGCUGUUGGGGAUAUUUUGUGUUUGAAUAUGAAUGAACGUGUUCUGUGGACAGAAUAUAGCUUGUGUUAGUUAAUUCCAAUGGACCCUACAGAUUUGGAGGUCAUGAAUAUUGGUGAAAACAAAACAUUUUACCCGUGUUUGUGAGUGAUCUAUGAAACGUGUGUCAACAUCCAGUAUGCCUGGUCCGGACGUAGACCAGGACUAUCUCAGUGUGGUACCUAACUUCCACGACAAGGAGAAUCCUGAUGGAUCAGCGAACCUCAUGGACACGUUGGAUGACCUUCCUGUGGGGAUUGGUCAGUAUGACGACUUCCACACCAUUGACUGGUUGCGGGACAUUGCCCGCGACCGCAUGCGCCAUAGACAUAUUAUCAAGAAGAAGCAGGAAGGAUGCUGGGAGAAAGUGAAGGGUGCUCACGACGCAUGGUCGGGAUGGGUCUGUGUACUUCUCGUCGGGGUCUCAGCAGGUGUGUGUGCAGGUGUCAUUGACAUUGGCGCCUCAUGGAUGUCAGAUUUGAAAGAAGGAAUCUGUUUCGAGGCUUUCUGGUUCAACAAAGAACAGUGUUGCUGGUCGGACAAGAAUGCCAGCUAUAUCGAGGAUGGGGACUGUGGACAGUGGUACUCGUGGAGUCGUCUGUUCGGCAUCAGUGACGGCAAUGCAGGGUCCUACAUCAUCAAGUACCUGCUGUACAUACUGUGGGCGUUGGCCUUUGCUGGCAUGGCAGCCAUGUUGGUCCGGGUAUUUGCCCCUUAUGCUUGCGGAUCGGGUAUUCCUGAGAUCAAGACUAUCCUGAGCGGGUUCAUCAUCCGAGGCUACCUGGGAAAGUGGACGCUGUUGAUCAAGUCAGUAGGGAUGAUGUUGGCCGUGUCUGCUGGACUGUCGCUUGGGAAGGAAGGCCCCUUCGUCCACGUUGCCAGUUGCUGUGGCAACAUAUUUUCUUACCUUUUCCCCAAAUAUGGUAGAAAUGAGGCCAAGAAAAGGGAGGUGCUGUCAGCGGCAUCGGCAGCAGGUGUGAGUGUCGCCUUUGGCGCCCCGAUCGGAGGGGUACUCUUCAGUUUGGAGGAGGUCAGCUAUUACUUCCCUCUCAAGACCCUGUGGAGGUCCUUCUUCUGUGCCCUAAUGGCAGCCUUCGUGCUGCGGUCUAUCAACCCCUUCGGCAACGACCAUCUGGUCAUGUUUUAUGUGGAGUAUCAUGAACCCUGGUACAUCCAGGAGCUGGUGGCGUUCAUCAUCAUUGGGGCACUCGGGGGCCUCUAUGGAAGCUUUUUCAUCAAGUUCAACAUUAUGUGGUGCCGGUAUAGAAAAACUUCAUCCCUGGGAACCUACCCUAUUAUUGAGGUUCUCAUAGUGACAUUCAUCACUGCCUUGCUCAGCUACCCCAACUCCUAUACCAGAAUGAACACAAGUGAGCUGAUCAAGUUGUUAGUCAGCAGCUGUGGGCCAGAGGACAGUCUGGAGUUAUGUGACUACCACCGUAACUUCACCCAGUCGAAGCCGUUCAUCGGCAGCGCUGUAGCUGGAGAGGGUGUCAUGACAGCAUUAUGGAAGUUGUCACUAGCACUCAUUUUUAAAUCCCUCAUCACAAUAUGGACUUUUGGUCUCAAGGUUCCGUGUGGUCUCUUCAUCCCCAGCAUGGCGGUUGGUGCAAUCAUGGGGCGUCUUAUCGGCAUUGGUGUCGAACAGCUGGUCCUAACUAACCAGGACAGCCCGAUUUUUGCCAAUAUGUGUGACUCGGAGCAGACGUGCACUGUGACGCCCGGACUGUACGCCAUGGUGGGUGCUGCCGCAGCCCUGGGGGGAGUCACCAGGAUGACAGUGUCCCUGGUGGUCAUCAUGUUUGAGUUGACCGGUGGUCUGCAGUACAUUGUGCCCAUCAUGGCCGCUGCCAUCACCAGCAAGUGGGUCGGAGAUGCUCUCGGCAAAGAGGGGAUUUAUGAUGCUCAUAUUCGGCUGAACGGCUACCCGUACUUGGACAGUAAAGAGGAAUUCACACAUACAACAAUAGCAGCUGAUGUCAUGAGACCCAGAUACUGGCGCUAUGGGUUGGGAGUAAGGAAUGAUCCCCCGUUGUGCGCCAUUACACAAGACACCAUGACGGUGGAUGAAGUUGAGCAUGUUUUGCGGAAUACAGAACACAACGGUUUCCCUGUGGUGGUGUCCAGGGAAUCACAGUACCUGGUAGGCUUCGUCCUCCGUCGAGAUCUCAACCUGGCCAUCACGAACGCCAGGAAAAACACGGAGGGGGUCGUGAGUAACUCCAUGGUGUACUUCACCGGCCAUGUCCCUGCCAACCCCCACGGCCCUGCGCCGCUCAAACUGAGGAAAAUACUGGAUAUGGCUCCAGUGACUAUUACAGACCAGACUCCGAUGGAGACAGUUGUUGAGAUGUUCCGGAAGCUGGGUCUCCGACAAACACUCGUUACACAUAAUGGUCGUUUAUUGGGAAUAAUAACUAAGAAGGAUGUGCUUCGUCAUAUCGCUCAGCUGGAGAACCAAGACCCAGAAUCUAUUCUCUUCAACUAAGUUUGACAGAGUCUCCCCUUCAUAUCAAACUGUGAAUGCAUUAUAUGACAACCACAAGUGGCUGUUUUGGUUUUUGUGUUGCUUGUUAAGAUGAUGUGACCAUAACCUCUCUGAAACGGUUCACUGUGACCUUUAUGAUGAAAUGAGGAGGAAUUUAUUAAUGGAAGUCAGAUCUGAUUCACUUGUCAACAUCACAAGGAGUGUCAUAUUGCUGAAACAAAAAUGUUCAUCCCUUGAGAAAGUGCUAACAAGAUGUGGGUGAGAUCUUCAUCAUUUUUGUUUGCAAAGCCAAGUCAUAAUUUACAUUGAAAUCUUCCUGAGUUUUGUCAAGGUCUGCUCUUGUGGCAAACGUUGCAUAUUAAGACGUGCUUGCAGGAAUUUGCGUGUGUUGCAAGUCUUUUACACAAGUAUAUUCUGUUGUUCGAUGCUCAGAUGCAUGGGUGGAGUUCCUAUUGCUUUUCACAGGAUAUCAGAUGUUCAUUUUCUUCACAGAUUUCCGAGUGUACAUGUGAUAUGUAUGUAUGGUGUUUUCUAGAGUGUGUUUGGUGUUAUAGUCAACAGUCAACAGGAACAUAGGGAUAUGAUUUCCUAUUUCUGGUAAGGACAGUAACAACCUGGCUUCAGUUUGAAGAAAUACUUUUCCUAACUGCAAAGAAUUCACAUCAAGAUUAACAUACCUAAGAAGGCUCUUCAAAAGUACAGAACAGGAAGUUGUCUGCUCAACAGGAAGUCGUCUGCUCAACAGGAAGCUGCCUGCUUCACAGCAAACCUGAUUGAUCAGGGAUCUCAAACUAACCCAUUCAGUUGGACGUUUGUCAGCAAUCAUCAGUGACAGCACUUACUGCAGUUUAUGGUUCAUUUGAUGACCUUGGAUGUCAGAUCCUGACCUUGUCAUGGAAAACUUAUAAUCUCUAACUGUUGAUCCUUGACAGUAGUUGUUCAAAUUAACCUGAUUUUGUUUGUAUAUGACGGAAGACCUAUAUCAAACCCUCAAAUUGAUGAAUAUGUUGAAUGAAUUCUGAACAUUUCCUUAACCAUGUUAAUAUAUACAUCAGUACUGAUGGAUGAUAUGACUGAUGUUGUAGUGUUUGUUGUUUAACAAUUAGCCAAUCAUGUUUGUUCUUACACCAUUAACAAUGAGUCUUAGGUAUCAUAUUCACCAGUUAUGUAUUUAUUAUUGACAGAACCAACCUUGAGACAACUAAGAGAUAACUCCAUGAGCACAGCCACCUACAGACAAUGUGAUUUCUUCAGGAGUUUGUUUUUUGUUGCAUGUCUCAUGAAAAGAUUUGAAAUAUUUAUUUUGCUGGAAAGGAUAGGAUGCAUCUGUAUAGUCAUUAGCAUCAUCAAAUGAUCAAACUUGUCUGUCAUCAAAGAAUAUCAAAGUUAGUACAGGUUUGAUGAGACAGUUCUUCAGAUUUGGACAAUUGUUUAAGCGUUUCUCGUCAUGCCAAGGCCCGAGUGGGAUUCCUCAUUUCAUUUCUGGGAUCUCCCCGUUGCUGGAAUAUUGCUAGGAGUUUUGUAAAGCCAUACUCACUCACUCUUUAGAUGUCUUUUGGUAUCAUCAGGUUGGUUUUGGGCAGUCAUGUUAAACGAUGACAACAGCAAUUCUAUUGUUUCAGUAGGGUUAGGGUAGCUAAGUGGUCAGGGUUGCCACAACUUCAUCCUGGGUUUGCUUCCAAAAGAGGUACAUUGUGAUGCCCUUUUAGAAAUAUACUGUUGGCAGCUGUGAACAUGCACAGCAGAAAACAAACAAAAAGCCUUAAUCAAAUCAAAGGAUAAUAUGUUUUUAGGCAUAAGAGGGCAUUAAUCAUUUAUAACCAUUGACAUGCUUCAAUAUGAUGACUUGUAAGGUCAUCUGAACCACAGGCGAUGGCUUAGGCUACGUGAAAAAGGGAAAUGUUUCACAGGCAUCGGUGUGUCGGAUUUUUCAUUUCUAUUUUUUAAAGUUAAUGUUUCGUUCCAGGAUCAUACAUUCAAUAUGUUCAGUAAGACUUCACUUUCCUUGUUCUAUUUCUAUUCUAAAUAAUAUUUUGACUUUGUUCUAAUCAACUUAGGAAUAGGAUACAUUCCCCAGUUGACAAAAACUACAUGCCCAAGAAACACAUGAAACUAUUUCCAUGCAGUCUAACCUACUACUAAUCAUAAAUAUAUAUCAAAAUAUACAGACUCAGAUCUUAUAAUACUCAGACUUUUUCAACUACAGACACCAAGGCAAGAAAGAUGAAAUAUGGUAUUGAGUUUUUCAGGGUUUGGUUUUUAUGGAGAUUCCUAGUAUAGUUAUUUUGCCAUUUUAAGUGUACAUUUUCUUUCUGUGAACAUCCAAAACUCUCCUGAGUCAGUUUGUAACAGUGUUAAUCACUCAGUAUCUAUAGAUGUAAGCCUGGCUAGGUGAAUACGACAUGUAUUCACUGUGAAGAAUGUACCAUGAUGUUAAUAUUCAGUAUUACAUGUUGUGUUUUGAACAUAUAUAUAUAUAUUUACAACUAGGAUUGCACUGGUCCCUGCGUCAUCCUGGUAUGUUUUUCCCUGGAUACCAUGCUUGAAUGGCUGAAAGUGUUAAUAUAUUAACUAGAUUAGAUUAUGUUGAGAUUGUUUGUAUAUGGCGUGGAGACUUAUUUUAUGUUUUCAUGUGGUAGACAGUUUUGUUUUGUUGGUGAUAUUAUCCGAAUCCUUAACAGAUUCACAUCAGAAUGAACCCAAAAUGGUAAAAGCUAAACUGAGACAAUAUUUGUUAAAUAACCAGAAAACUGAAUUAUUAUCUGUAUAUAAUGCGUAUAUGUAUGAAAUGAAAUUGUAUAAUUUGAAACAAAUACAGGCUGCUCAAUCGACUGAGCACCUCAGCUAAGCAACAGUCACAGAUUAUAUUGACAUAUGAUAUGGAGAAAUAUUCUGGAUAAUAAAACUAACAAGCAAUCUGCUGUGCUCAAAUUUGAAACAGUGCAAAAAUACUUCUGAGUUAUUCUCAAAGGGGAGAUAACGGUGGUAAUGUGUGUUAAUUUUCCCUGAAAGAAUAUGGCAACACAGUUAUUCACAACACUGUUGAUAAGAUUUAUUAUAGCUCGAUCUUCAGCACAAAACCAUCAGGGAUUUAUCUUGACCAGCUCAGAGGCCAAUAUUUCAGGCCAAUUUAACUGCAGAUUUCCAAAUUUCACUAUUUCACUGAUAACCAAUAAAGAUGGCGUUAAUGUUAAAAUACCUCUGAAUUUUAGAAAAUAAAACUGAAAAAUGUCUGUUUUGAACAAAAUAACGACAUUUCUUCCGAAUUGCCAUGGCACUUAGUUUGGAAGUCUUGAUAAAUCCCUGGCCAAAGCUCUCAUACCUCAAACACAUGCACACACAAAAAUACACACACACACACACACAUUCACACUCGACUAUCAAAUUAUUAGUCUCUAAUGAUAAUCAAAUAUAUAGUAAUAUAUAAUCUCAUAUAGACCUGCCUACCUAUCUCAGUGUACAGGGUUAUUGUGUCAAGUUCAAGCUGAUGAAUUGCACUUGUUCCAAAGAGCUUUUACCGUAUGUAAUUUCCAUGGUUGCCAUGGAUACAGGUAGCGGUUUCCAUGUGUAAUUAACAUUGUACAGAUGGCACCUUGUUUGUGUAUAUGGUAUUGUAUUUAUUGGUCAUGAGUUCUGAAGAUAUGUAUCUCUGGCAUUAUCUUCAAAAAGCUUUUUUCGCUACUUCCCACCACAACUAGUUUGGCACCGUUCUACAAAAACAGAUUAAGCCAAGCAUCUAGAUUUUCCCUCAGCAGAAGUUUGUCUGCCUUUGACUUCUGUAAACUAUAUGCCUGAAUGCUCAUGGGUUUCAUCACAGUUGUAAACGUCUGAGAAUUGCAUCACUUCGGGCUUUCCUCCCACAUUAAACGGACAUGCCGUGAUAUAACUGGAAUACUGUUCAAGCGGCGUUUAAACCCAACUCUCUCACUGUAUAUACCUCGCGUGCUCUUGUGUUGCAUACAGUCAGUGACCACACAGGGAUUUAUCUAGACCUGCUCAAAGACUUGCCACUUGAUGUUAAUAGAGUUAUGACUAAUGUGAUGGGUUGGUCGAGGUGACUGACAUUUCAAUGAUAACAUCCCAUCAAGAGGAAGACGAUUGAAUUAAUUUAACAUUAUCACAUUGAAUUUUACAAUGUUAAACUACAAUUUUAAACUAUAAUGUUAAAAUACCUCUGAAAUUAAGAAAAUAAGAACUUACGGAAAAUACUAAUUUUGAACAAUAAAACAUUUUGGCCCCAAAACUCCCUGAGAUAAAUCCCUGGCCAAGUAGAUAUUUAUUUGAAUGUUUACACUUUAUUGAAUGUCUGCUGUGCUGUUUUAUCAUCUGUGUGUUUGUGAGAUAUUUAUUCAUUCUCAUACAUCAGUUUGGGCUCUGCUUGUUUAUUUGUAAAUGGUACUGAAUCAGAUGGCAUGUUUCCUGUUGAGGAGGUAAUGAUUGGUCUUCAAUGUUUUGAAACCAUUGUAUUGAAUUUCUUAAUUUCUAAUGAACACUGAGUACCACUAGUCAUUCUAUUGCCAAUCUAAUCCCAGAUAAUACUCCUUUUGUAGCAUUUAUGAACACUGAAAGUUAAAAGACUUAUAUUCCCUGCUUGAUGUAGUUAAGUUGCUGUGAUUGGUUGAUUCUACAAGAUCAUGAGGUCCUAAAUAGAUUAUUCCACAUUGCUGUAUCCAAGAGUUACAAAGAUGAACUGGAUCUAUCUGUAUAAUUUAGAAAAACAAACUUUUAAUAGAUUUUAAGACUGGAAGUGUGUUUUUGUGAUUGCAGGAGCCCCUUUAAGAUGCUUGUUCAGUAGCAUUGGAGUAGGGAAUCCGGGGAUAUUUUUACUUAGCCUAGGAGAACUGGGAGUUCGUCAUGAGUUCGGCUUAGAGGGUGAUGCAUGAACUGAAGAAGUCCAAGAUAUCGAUAACAAUAUAGUAUCAGGCACAUUUUGUUGACUGAAACGUGUUAACAACUGCUGUUUCAGUCCCAUAGAUGUAUUAAUAUGUAGGAACUGGAACAGACUGAUAAAUGUUCUGCGUCAAUAUGACUCACCAUUUUUUUUAGGAGCAUUUUGGAUAUUGCACCAGUUAAUCCUGCAUCAUGAAAAGCCCCGAGUCAGCAUAAAGGAUUCCCACCAAACAAUCUUGUUUGACGACCAAUACAGGAAGUCCACAUCCCUUGAGGGUUCUAACAUAUACACAGCUGACAUGUUAUGUUCACAGUUUGUUCUCCUAGAAUGCUGUUCAUACUUGGUAUGUGUGUGUCUGCCAUACUGCAUGGACUGUCAGCAUGACAAUUUUACUGUGAUAUCUCAUUAUUUAUGUUCGAGAGUGUGUCUUGCUGUCAUUUUCUUUUUACUUUGAGUCUAGAACUAUUUUUUUGUUAGUUGCAUGUCAUGGUACUCCAACGGUGUGGAUCACAAUCUUGCUUACAAUAUCAAUCACUGGAUUGUCUGGUCCGGAUUUACAGGCCCCUGUCAUAACAGGACUAUUGCUGAGUGUGGUGUUAAACAACAAACAAAAGAUAACGUGAGCAUCAAUGCCUUUUAUGGGUAGCUAUGGUCAUAAGACUAUUCAGUAUUGGUUUGAUUCUUUCAUGGAUGGGGGCAUGGGUGGUCCAUUUGUCUAAUAAUGUCAUAUAAACCACAAUUUGCUGUGAAGAGUUAUGUCCGUUUAGAUGUGCCAGAAUCCUGUUAUUAUGGGUUUGAAGCCCAGAUUUGCCCUGACAAUGUAUAGUCAAUAUUUAUAUGUCCACCUUGCACGCAGUAUCCUUAUCACUCCUGCGGCAGAUUGUUUCACGAUAGAAAUAAUAUACUGUUAGCCUGACAACAUAUUGUUUCUAGAAACCGUUUUAAUUGUUUCUAAUCAAAGAUAUGUAUUUCCAAACCCCGCAUUUAAUUUUGUAGUGCUUGCAAUGAGCUUAUAUGUUUCAGUUUGAUUCUGCAAUUGUGAAAAGAUGCUGUAUACAUGUUGAAAUACAACUACAACUGAUACAAGAGCGUUAGAGCCCAGUUGGUAGUGCACUUGCCCCACCUAUAUAUGUCCCAGAUCUCAUUCCCACAAAAUACAACAAACAUAAUGGUUGCUCCCUGCCAGAUAGGUAAAUGCAGCAUGAAAUCCUUUCUCCUCUAACAUGUCUAACAAGAGCUAAUUUGAAAGGAAAUGUAAAAGAGAAAUUGAUACGGUUUUAUGCAUGUUGGUCCACUGAGGGAGCUACAAACCUCAUCUACAACCAAGCUAAGGCGAGAUUUUACUCUUUCAUGAUGGGACAGAUGUCCACAUUAUAUGAUACUUUGUGCCAGAGUGUGUAUAGCAAGUUUAUAUAUGUAGAUCCACAAAAUCACGGUUGCUUGGGUCUUUAAAUAAGAAAAGGCCAAGCCAAUUUGUUUUCUAGUUUGAUUUUGUUUCAAAUUUGACACGAUCAGGCCUGCUGAUGAAAAAAGUAAUUGAAUUCACUCAUGAAGUACUACUUGUGUCUGUUAGGGGAUGACGAAGCAGUAUAAAAACAACUCGCAUGUUAUUUGAGUGUUUGGCCAUCUCCUGACGGACAUGGAUAAAUGUAUGAUGUGCGAACUGGCUGCUUAUUUCAACUAAUUAUUGUAUAGAUGUGCAGAUUCGACAGAUUUGCUUCUAUCUUUUGGGACACAGCUUAGACGUUUGUCUUUGCCAGAGGUGGUGAGGCAGCAAGUAUUAAAAAUGUUAUGGUUGAUUUGAAAUUAAAGAAACAUAAUACCUUCUUUUAAAAUGGGAACCGUAGGCUUCCCAUAGUCACUGUAGUAAGCACCAUGGACAGUCUAUAAUUACUUGUGUAUAUAGUGCAGGUGUCUUAUAACUGCCUUGCAACUAUCAUUGAAAAGGGUUUCGUCUUGACUUUUGAUCAGUUUUUUCACAACCAUUCGAUCUGUGAAAACGGACUUAACAUGUUGUAUAUGGUUUUAAGCACCCCUUUGUCAUUUCCCGAGUGCCCAAGGUGCUUAUUAGGGUGAAUAUGGUAUUUGAAAACAAGAACACCAGUUGGUCUGGAUUAAUGGGAGGCAGGGUUAACCUUGCUGCUUGAUUCCCCAAAGAAGAUGUGAACUGUGUUUGUCAUACGUACUAUCAUCAUUCCUGUGUAUAUUUGUGUUGUGGUUAUACGUGUACAGGUUAACGAAUGACAAUAGCAUUGUUACUUUGUUCGUACAAUACAUACUUCAAUGAAGUACACAGUUGAUGUCGAAGAGAUAAAACAUUAUUUAAAGUCA
Messenger RNA from Haliotis rufescens (red abalone), 10994 nucleotides. Its product is annotated as H(+)/Cl(-) exchange transporter 4-like. NCBI's taxonomy places the organism in Eukaryota, Metazoa, Mollusca, Gastropoda, Lepetellida, Haliotidae. The record is from RefSeq and is a predicted model, not a curated record. Gene Ontology annotation, cellular component: Golgi apparatus; early endosome; membrane. Gene Ontology annotation, molecular function: voltage-gated chloride channel activity. The transcript has 21 exons. Gene Ontology annotation, biological process: chloride transport; transmembrane transport. Bases 1400 to 3772 code for a protein of 790 amino acids.